AUGACGUUAGCGUUGUUACAUAGGCAAAAGAAUAUAGUCAUAUCUGUUGAUAGGAAAGGCUCAUUGCAAGGCAGAACAACGAACACGAAGAUCAUUGAAGGGCAACACGAAGCUUGCUCCACUUCACAGGAAAGAAUGUCUAAUACUAAUCUCAUGAAACCACAACGAACACGAAGAUCAUCAAGGGACAGCACGAAGGGAUUUGUUCUUCCUCUUUCGAAUCCACUUCGUCUUAAAAAGAAUUAUCAAAAAAGAAUGACGACGGAAAACCGUGCCUUCAAACGUUUAGUCGAAGUUGGUCGAGUGGUCUUUAUUGACUCUGGCGAAGACGCUGGAAAGCUCGCUGUCAUCGUUGAAAUAAUUGACCACAACAGGGCACUUAUCGAUGGUCCAUCCACUGGUGUAGCCCGACACGCUCAUGCUUUUCGUGGUAUGACACUUACUGAUCUAGUAGUCAGAGGAUUCCCUAGGGGAGCCGGCUCAAAAAUAAUCAAGAAAUAUUUUGAUAAGGAAGAUAUUUUGAUCAAAUGGAAUAAAUCAACGUGGGCCAGAAAAUUAGAUAAUCGUACGAGGAGAGCUGCAUUGACUGAUUUUGACAGAUUUAAAUUAUUAAAAUUGAAGAAACAGCGACGUUUUAUUGUACAAUCAGAAAUUGCUAAGUUAAGAAAGAAUAAAUAA
This is a messenger RNA of Funneliformis mosseae, 678 nucleotides long. The record is from the annotation of a GenBank genome assembly. Lineage: Eukaryota; Fungi; Glomeromycota; Glomeromycetes; Glomerales; Glomeraceae.